This is a messenger RNA of Lottia gigantea (owl limpet), 519 nucleotides long. RefSeq lists its product as hypothetical. Lineage: Eukaryota; Metazoa; Mollusca; Gastropoda; Lottiidae. The coding region runs from base 1 to 519 and encodes 172 amino acids. The record is from RefSeq and is a predicted model, not a curated record. The transcript has a single exon.
AUGGGAAAGAAAUUUAAUAAUUCAGAAAUAUUUCCUAGUAACCCAAUGCUUAUGUGUAUUUGUGGAAGCUCACCAAAACUGUUAGAUUUCGAUUCAUUAUAUAUCUACACAACUACACCACAGCAAUUAUAUUAUCAAUUCCUCAAAGCUUUAGAAUAUAUACCAAAGAAAGACGUUCAAGACAUAUUUAAAUAUUAUGAAGCCAACGAUGAGAUAGUGGAAAUAAAAGAUAUCUUAAAUACAUAUAUAAAAGAAAAGAAUCCAUCUUUCCAUCCAACAGACAUAAAAGUUUUUCUUACGAAAAAUGUUAAUGAUUUAGAUUUAUCUAAAAUUGAUAGUGAGCGAAAGAACUUAAUAGUGUUUGACGACUGUGUAGCACAAAGAAAUCAAGCUGUUCAAGAAUUCUUCACGAAAGAAGACAUCACAACUGUCACUGCAUAUACCAAUCCCAAUCUUUCUACGGAAUGGAUGCAAUGUUCAUUAGAAAAAAUGCAAAUUGUUUUUUAUUAUUCGAAUUGA